AGGAAGUGGUGCGUUCAGAUGUUUUGCAUGUUGUGUCAGUGGUGAGGAGCUGGAUGAGGGAGAGAAGGUGGAGUGUUAGGCUACAGACACAACUGGUUUCGGGGCUUUUUUUUCUCCCCUUCCUUGGCCCGGCGGCUCUUCACUUUAGUGGUUGUGCAAGUCUCUUUGAGGCCAGCUGCAAUCUGGACAAACCAGAAGAAGAAGAAGGGAAGAAGCGAGGCGAGCGGAAACGAGUGAUAAUAGAGGACUGAAAAAAAAAAGCUUGAAGAGGAAAAAGAGAAGCGACACAUCGACGACCGAGGAGGAGACAGCAGCAAGACCCCGGACAGACGACCCGUUGACGCGGCUACAGGGGGAGGACUAACCCGGAGAAAGGCUGUUAAAUAACCCCGGAGAGGAGACGCUAUCACUGGGCAGGCAUGGCAGACGCAGAGCUGGACUUCGAGACCGGCGAUGCUGGGGCGUCCGCGACCUUCCCCAUGCAGUGCUCGGCCCUGCGUAAAAACGGCUUUGUUGUGCUGAAAAACCGACCCUGCAAGAUCGUCGAGAUGUCCACCUCCAAGACCGGCAAGCACGGCCACGCUAAGGUCCACCUGGUUGGUAUCGACAUCUUCUCUGGUAAGAAACAUGAAGAUAUCUGUCCUUCCACCCACAACAUGGACGUCCCCAACAUCAAGAGAAUGGAUUACCAGCUGAUCGGGAUCCUAGAUGGCUACCUGUCCCUGCUUCAGGAAAACGGGGAAGUGAGAGAGGACCUGAAGGUUCCCGAGGGAGAGCUGGGCAAAGAGAUACAGAGCAAGUACGAAGGGCAAGAGGAGAUCACAGUCACCGUUUUAAGUGCAAUGGACGAAGAAGCUGCAAUUGGCUACAAAACCAAUAGUAAAUAAGCCACUACAGGUAAAUACAGAGUUCCAGCUGUAUCGACAUGCAGCUGUCCUCUCACCCCUCCCAACACCUCCCCACCCAAAAAAACAACUACCGCCUGACCCGAGCCUGUCUGAAGAGGAGUGUGUAUGCGCGCGCAUUUGUGUGUGUGUGUGUGUGUCCGGUAAAACAAUGUAUGUGUGCGCGAUUGGGCGUUACACCACAAGCCACCAGCAUGUGCCAUGCCAGUGCAAGUGUGUGUGUGUGUGUGUACAUGUACAGUUUAUUGUUCAUCUGUGGACCAAAGGGAAGGCAACUCCGGUCAACAAGAUCCAACGCUGCUGCUGCUGCUGCAGGUUUUAACGUUUUACUUUCGGUGUUGUAGAAAAAUAAAAGGUGGAAUUAAAAAAAAAAAGUUACUCAUGAUAAUGCACAUCCACGAUACUGAAAAUGUUGUUUUUUUCCCUCCCCCGUAUUACUGCAAUGCAAAAGGUCAUUUUUUGUGUGUAUAUAUUUGAUUAAACUCGACAUAUUAGCUUCUAAUUGACCAAGCUUAAUUCAAAAGUGUAUACAAAACUUGCCACUGCGGAUUUGCCUGUCCCUUAAAGUACUUUUCUUUUUCUUUUUGGUUUCUUUGGUUUCAUGUUAACACUAUUACGAGCAUGUGUAUCAUUUGUACGUAGCACUAUCAGAUAUAUAAAUGAAAAGCUUCCGCUGCGCAUAUUGUAUUUCUGGGUAAUGUUUUGUUUCUUUCGGUGUGGUUUCACUUGAUUUUACAGCCUUUUUAAGCUAUUUUUUUUUUCUUUCUUGUAUCUGCUACGUCUCUAAGAAACACAGCCUCUGUGGUAUCGAUGUAACUGUUUGGGUCAAACUGUUUUUACGCACUUUCUUUCCUGCACUUUUUUUCUGACUCGCAGACUUGUGGGCUGUAGAAUAAAGUGUCCACAAAAAAAAAAAAAUGUUUAAAACUGUUGGUUUGUGCAAUGUUUCCUCUGCAGAGGCUAGUUAAAACACUGUCUCAUUAAAAUCUAUUUCUCUCGCGUUUUUUAAAUAUUCUUUUUUUAUUAUUCUUUAGCGUCUUCCUCUUCUCUUACUUUUCUCUGCCCUUUCUUCUCAUUCCUACUUCUUGUAAUUCUUUUUCAGGGGCAAACGAGAUGCACUGGACCUGGGUGAAAGGAGGGGAUAUUGCCUCGUCAAUGCCAUUUUCCCCCCUUUUUUUUGUUUUUUUUGUCUUUUUCUUUUUUUUGUUUGUUUGUUUUUCAUACUAUCUCUCCCUCGCUCUGUUUUUAAAAAACCCUCCUUUGGGUUCAGUUAGAAAAGAACUUAAUAAAAAUAAUUGGAAAUUGUCAAACAGUAAACAAACAUUCUUUAUGUACAUGCAUACUUUAUAAAAGAGACACAUCUGAGUACCGGGUGUACAGGUGUAAAAAAAAAAAAAAAAGAUAAAGAAAAAAGGGUCUUAGAGGAAGGUCUCUCGCUGAGGAUCGAGUAGGUCUACAAAUAUUCAGUAGCUACCUACCAUCAGGGGAAAGAAAGAUGGUGAUAAUGUCACAACUAGUUUUGUUUUUUUAAAUAUGUUCCCCUGUUUUAAGAAGGGCUUCAACUCUAGAUCUGCAUUGUUCUGUUAAAACUUGUCUAUUAAACAAAGGUUACCAACAUGGCA
This is a messenger RNA of Larimichthys crocea (large yellow croaker), 2527 nucleotides long. Its product is annotated as eukaryotic translation initiation factor 5A-1. Bases 420 to 887 code for a protein of 155 amino acids. Gene Ontology annotation, biological process: positive regulation of translational termination; positive regulation of translational elongation. The record is from RefSeq and is a predicted model, not a curated record. The transcript is spliced from 5 exons. Gene Ontology annotation, molecular function: translation elongation factor activity; ribosome binding; RNA binding. NCBI's taxonomy places the organism in Eukaryota, Metazoa, Chordata, Actinopteri, Sciaenidae.